Oldenlandia corymbosa var. corymbosa is the source of this 4821-nucleotide messenger RNA. The record is from the annotation of a GenBank genome assembly. Lineage: Eukaryota; Viridiplantae; Streptophyta; Magnoliopsida; Gentianales; Rubiaceae.
GGAUUAUUGAAAGACAAGAAAAAAGUACUACUCACGCUUUCCCACUCCCACCUCAUCACGUUCUGUUCUCUCUUUUUGACCUGAAAAAUAAUCUUAUUUUUUACUUUCUUCCUACAAAAUCCACCCCCGUUUUAUUUUAAUCUUUUAAACUAUCUUUCUCUAUUAGCAACCGUCUCUGUUUUCUUCCCUGAACCUCUUCCCCAACAAGCCAUCUUCCUUUUCUCUCUCACACACUCACACACUACCCCGUCUUUUUCUCUCUCUAGAAACUAGAAUCCUUUUCUGCUAUCUGCUAUGGUGCAUGGAUUGAAACUAGAAUCCUUCCUCUGAUUCUUUUCUCUUUGAAUUUGGAAAAUAUCCAAAAUUUUUAAAACAGUCUGUUUCAUUUCAUUCACCCAUUCUUUCUCUCAUUUUUUCCUGCAAAUUUGAGAAAAGGUUGAAACUUUGAUAGAGGUUUCUACUUCUAUCAAUGGCAUCGACGGUGCCGGCGAAAUCUCAACCGCUCCACAAUUUUCCCUUGUCGCACUUGAAGUGGUCCAGCGGUCAUCAGCGUCCUCGGUCUUCCUCCGCCGCGGCGAGGCUUGCGUCUCCUUCUCCGCAUCGAUCGCCGCCGUUCAGUCAUGGUUCUCCUCAGCAUCAUUCUCCACUCCGGCAAUCUGUUCCGGCGAUUCAAUCUCAGUCCCGCGGCGGGGAAUCGACUUCCGGUACGUCUCCGGUGAGAGGAGGCGCCGCCGGCUGUGGCGAAGAUUCUGGGCUGCUGGGUCAAGUGCGUCAGUCUCCCUUGCGACCUGGCGUUAGCGAUGACUCGACUGCUCCACUGUCAAGCCAAUCUCCGAUCUAUGACGGCGGUAAGUCUGAGUCUUCUCAUAGGAUUGGGAAACCUGUAAUUGAAUACCGGAGGCAUUCCAGGAAUUCUGUUUCAUCGAAUGGGAGGAAUGGAACCUUUAGAUCCUCCUCGGUUGAUCGAGAUGAUUCAGUUGUGGGGAGGCCGGAUAAAAAAUUGAAGGCGGCGGCGGCGCUGGAGACGGAUAACAAAGAAAGCAGGUCAUCGAAAAUUCUGAUUAAAAUUAAGCCCAAUACCAGCAAGUUGGCUGAGGAAGUUCAAGGUGAAGAGGAGGGUAAAAGUGUAGACAAUGAGGAAGAGGGUAAACUGUUGGAUGCUUUUGAUGAUGAAGAACCGUUGCCGAAGAUAUGGAAUUUGAGGCCAAGGAAGCCGAUAAGAAAGUCACUGAAUUUGAACGGAAGUGGAUUUAAGAACGGUGGGUUAGGGAUGCAGGAAAAGAGGUCCCAAUCCCCGCAGGUGAACCCCUGUGGCCACAAUAAUAGAUCGGACAAUCAGAAGAAGGAGAAAAGGAAGAUUAACUUCUCACUUUUGCUUUCCAGAGAAGAAAUUGAAGAGGAUAUGUAUGCUAUGUUUGGAUCGAAAAUUACAAGAAGGCCUAAAAAGAAGCAAAAGAUGGCUCUUAAGUUGCUAGAUAAUAUUUUCCCCGGUGCUUGGUUGUCAUCUGUGACUGUGGAUUCCUAUAAGGUCUCGGAACAUCCAGCAAAGGUAUGAUCUUUGAUUCCAAAUUGCAGCUUUUGAAACUGUUGCAUGGUUUUGUGAGUAUCUCAUUUAGAAUGAUUUUUGUGUUUUGCAGGCUUAGAUUAGUUAACCUUUUGCAAGAUUGUCCGAGGUAGCUUGAGGCUUGGAUUUUGUGAUGCUUUCCCUUCACACCGGUAGAAGUGAAGUGACUUGUAAAGAUGAAUUGGAGGUUUAUUUGAUUUGAAAGUAGUUGUCUUCUUCACGUUUUACGGCUUUCAUUAUGCUCUUUUCUUUUUAGACCAGAAAGCAUUAGGAAAAGGAUCUUGUUCUUAAUUUAUCAGUAGUUGCAGAUCAGAUGUACAGUUGAAGUUUAGACAACUUAAUAAAAGUUUUUCCAUAUCUUUAUGUCAUGCUUUUGGGAUGGAACUUCCUUUUUGUAAUGUAGUAUUGCUUUCUUUUUUUUUUCCUGUGUGUUUUCUUUUCCUCUCAUUUUGUGGCAUUUCUCCCCACUGUUAGAUCUUUGUAUGUUCUACUGAUGGAUGCUCCCAUCUGAGAACCUUUAAGAUUGUAUGUGUUUUCAAUUGGUCUGGUUUCAUCUUGGUUCUAGUUGGCAACUGAUUUGCAUUCUUUACUACUGACUUAGCACUACAAUCGGCUAUCAACUGCGUUUCACAUAUGCCUUCUGUCUUAAAAAGUGGGGAGGAAAUGAGAAUUGAAUGAAUAGCUUCACAGUGUUUGAGCUUAUUUCUUUGUACUUUCUGCCUCAUUGUUGCAGAUACUUAAAAGUUACUAUUGCCAUUUCUGUUGUUACUUGAAAGGUUAGCCAGGAUUUUAAUUAUCUUAAGAUUUGAGAUGCUGAAUUAUCAAGGAUUGGACAGUGUGAUGUGGUGCUUGCAGCUGAUUACCAUGCUAGUUGAAUGUGUUUUAAACUUUUUGUGGAGGAAAUCUGUCAAGUCAGAUUGUAGCUAACUUGGUUAUCUUGGUAGUAUACGUUGUUCAACUGAUUUCUUUAAACCUUGUGUUCUUUACUGCUUAUCAACGUAAGUAAUGUCAGUUAGAAGUAUCCUAAUUGUACAUUGGAAUGAUAAACUGAGAAGAAAUACUGCAACCUUUUCAAUACUACCAUGCCUUUUACAUGACUGUUUGAUAAUGGUUUUGCUUCUGCUGGAGUUAGUUUUCUUUUGUUUAGGGAUAUUACUGAGAAGUCUAGAAUGCUAUUUCUCCAAUGUUUUUUCAAAGUAUCAUAUGUUCAUACCAAAUCCCGUGUCUUUACGAGUGCUUUUGGUCUUGAACCUAUGCAACAGUUGCUUUGAAUAUGUUACAUGCCAAAGUUUCAUGUUCUUGCCUGUUGACAGGGCUUUCUCCUCUGAUUCUCUUUUUCUUGGGUGCUUUGUUUCAUUCCCUCUUUAUAGUGGGGUGAUGUUUCUUCAGCAUUGUUGACGAUCUGCCCAACAAGUUUUGUGUGCAUAAUGCAUAUUGAGUGAGUGAGUGAGUGGUUGACUCUUUGACUUGGGAUGCUCUUAUUGUUGCCAUUAAACAUGGGAAGAGAGGUAGAACUAAUUGGUCGUGAAUCCAUCUUUCCUGUCAGCUGCCUGUACUGGAUUCAUGACUUCCUGGAUACCUUUCUGUAUAUACUCCCAGUUGGUGAAUUCCGUUCAUAUUUGUGUCAUCUGUCUGUAUGAGGUAUCAAACGCAUCCUGGACAGGUGAUCAUAUUAUGUUCUGUAGGUUUCAAUAGAUGAUGGUCAUUUACAGCCAGGUUGGGAUAUUCACGGGAGCUUGUAACCCUCUUUUUGUUGGAACCUUAAAACUCCCUCUGGAGAACACUUAUAAAAAGGUGCAAGAGUUAUACUCUCAGCAAAGCAAAGUUGGUAGAGGAUUAUAAUCUGGUAGAGGCUCAGCCGAACCAGAGACCAUGAGCAGCCUGAUUCCCGGACAUCUCAAUUUUCGCCUGUUGCAGCCUGAUUCCCGGACCGUCGUCUCAAUUUUCACCGUUGGGGAAUUGACGAAUGGAAUGGUCAGUGGUGCACCACCAACUGGAAAACGUCAAGCAGGAGCUUCUUGCAGGCAAUAAAUAGCAAGGAUGCUUUGCUUGCCAUGGGGGUUUAGUUAACUUUUUUCUUUAUGGAGUAAUUAUACCGUUUAGUUAAUUCUAUUCUUUCUUCCCGUUGAUGUAGAAUUGUACUCCCUCCGUCUCUUAAUUAUUGUCUAAGUUGGGCUUUCAAUUCUAGUUCAAAUUGUACUAAAAGUAAAAUCUCAAACGGGACCAUAGUUUUGGGACAAAGGGAAUAAAUCUUAACAAACUCCCCUAUUUAAAAUGGUGCCGUAAUAACUGAAUUUUCUUGCAGACACCAUAUAAUAUAACCCAUAUUAGAUUCUCAUUUAGUCUUAACAAUUUGAUCAAACUCUUCAUUAGUUUGUUUAGUUUUCUCUUGUCCCAUAAUUAUAGUCUUAUUAGUCGUAGAACUAAUGUACCUCUUAACAGUUGGAACUAAAAUAGUUCAAUAAAAUAACUCAAUCGGGGACAAGCGUUCUUUCAGCAGGAUUUCAAGCAAUGGAUAAGGAGCAACUUGGAUGCAGAGGACUUCAAAUGGAGGGCCAACUUCGGAGUUACAUGCUGGACGUUGUGGAAUGUGCGAAAUGAUAGAGUUUUUAAUGGCAUGAUCAUGAAUGUGAAUAACAUCACCAGGUCUGUUGUGCAUAAAUCAGACGAGAUAGAUAGAAGUCAGAGACUACUUGUGUGGAACAGAAGAGCAAAAAGAAGGGUCAAACAAGGCUGGACCAAACCUCCUCCAACUUGGUGUAAAAUGAACUGUGAUGGGGCUGUUUGUACAAUCUCCGAGAAGGCUGCUGUAGGAGGUAUUUUGAGAGAUACUACAGACCGUUUUAUGUUGGCGUUCAAUAGAAACUAAGGGACAUGUUCCAUAGAGACGGCGGAGUUGCGUGCUAUUCUUCUCGCCAUGCAGGUAGCAAAGCAACAAGGAUGUACCAAGUUGCUGGUAGAAUCCGACUCUUCAUUGGCGAUAGAAAUGGUAAAUCGCCUACGAGAGACGUCUACGACACCCCUUGAUCUUGAAUUAAGGGAGAUUUUUAAUCUUUUGCAAGUUAGUUGGGAGGUGCAAUUUAUGUACACAGCUAGAGAUAAUAAUAUGUGUGCAGAUUCCCUCGUCAAGUAAGUUUUGGAGAUAGAUAGGGGGUUAUAUUUUUUUGAUGUUCCCCUGCACUUCAUUAGUUUGCUGUUAGAAGAGGACGCAAAAACGUCCAAUGUUUAGUAGUAGCAUGAAAUUAUGCAGUCAUUAG